Molecule: messenger RNA, 1032 nt
Organism: Monosiga brevicollis MX1
Lineage: Eukaryota; Choanoflagellata; Craspedida; Salpingoecidae
Exons: 5
Biological process (GO): carbohydrate metabolic process; glycosaminoglycan metabolic process
Cellular component (GO): membrane
Molecular function (GO): beta-N-acetylhexosaminidase activity
Source: RefSeq, a predicted model, not a curated record
AUGACACCGUGGAACAUCUCGGACCAGCCGGACUUUACGUACCGCGGGCUUUUGGUGGAUGUGGCACGCACUUAUCUACCCAUUGAAACGUUAAAGACGAUUGUUGAUGGCUGCCUCUACUCCAAGAUCAAUGUUGUGCACUUGCAUCUGACCGAUUCCCAGAGCUUUCCUCUCUGGCUGACCACUCUGACAGACAUCACAGUGCACGGCGCCACUUCGGCCGACAAAGUUUACACCCCUGAUAUGUUGCGCGAACUGGUGAACUAUGCUGCCCUGCGUGGCGUUCGCAUCAUUCCCGAGAUUGAUACACCCGGACAUUCCCGUUCUUUUGGUCUCAGCCCAGAGACAAAGGAUAUUGUGGCCUGUGCCUAUGAGAAAGACUGGGAGAAAUCGUGCGCAGAGCCCCCAUGUGGACAGCUCAACCCAACACUCGACAAGACCUAUACGGUCUUGCAGUACGUAUUCUACGACCUCGUCCUGAUCUUCAAGGAUCCCUACAUUCAUCUCGGCUACGACGAGAUCAACCACAACUGCUGGCUCUCGGAUGCAGGCAUUGCCGCUUAUUUGCAGCAGCACAACCAGACAGUGGGUGACCUGCUUCUCACCUACUUCCAACGCCAACGCGCCCUGUUGGCCUCAGUGGCCGCCGACCGCCGCUUCAUCUACUGGGAAGAAGCUUCUAUGCAAGACCCUCAACUUCCCAUCGAGUCCUCUGACGUGGUGCAAGUAUGGAGCAACAAGGCAGCGUUACAGGCAGCUUUGGUCAACACGAGUGCCGAUGUGCUCAUCAGUUGGUCCAGCAAUGUCUAUUUGGACUGUGGGGCUGGCAACAUGUUUGGAGAUGACUCUUGGUGUGAUCCUUACAAGACCUGGUGGACCAUGUAUAGCGCCGAUCCCCUCAACGGCACGCUGCCCAAUCAGCGGAGCCGCGUGCGCGGUGGCACCGCUGCCAUGUGGGGCGAGCUUGCCACGCCGGGCGUGGUGGUGCCCCGCACCUUCCCUCGUGCGACCGCUUACGCUGGACGCCUUUGG